GCGCGUGUAAUGAAUGACAGUGUAAUUUGACGCAUGCGCAGCAGUGUUGUGAUAACCGUCGUCCGGCUACACAGACAGAGUUAAAAUGAGCUCAAUCGGGACCGGGUAUGACCUGUCAGCCUCCACCUUCUCUCCAGAUGGCCGAGUGUUUCAGGUGGAGUACGCCAUGAAGGCGGUGGAGAACAGCAGCACGGCCAUAGCGAUCCGCUGUAAGGAUGGUGUUGUGUUCGGGGUGGAGAAACUUGUGCUUUCCAAACUGUACGAGGAGGGCUCCAACAAACGCAUCUUCAACAUUGACAGACACGUCGGCAUGGCCGUAGCGGGUCUGUUAGCUGAUGCUCGCUCGCUCGCUGAUGUUGCCAGAGAAGAGGCGUCCAGCUUCAGAUCAAACUAUGGACACGACAUCCCCCUGAAGCACCUGUCAGAAAGAGUGGCGAUGUACGUCCACGCCUACACACUCUACAGCGCCGUGCGGCCGUUUGGCUGCAGUUUCAUCCUGGGCUCGUAUGACAAAGACGACGGUCCUCAGCUCUACAUGGUCGACCCGUCAGGCAUUUCAUACGGUUACUGGGGCUGUUCCAUUGGGAAAGCAAAACAAGCAGCAAAGACGGAAAUCGAGAAGCUUCAGAUGAAGGAGAUGACUUGCAGGGAGCUGGUCAAAGAGGUCGCCAAAAUAAUCUACAUCGUUCAUGAUGAGGUGAAGGACAAAGCCUUCGAGUUGGAGCUCAGCUGGGUCGGAGAGGUCACGAAUGGACGACAUGUGCUGGUACCCAAAGACGUCCGAGAGGAAGCUGAGAAAUAUGCCAAGGAUUCUCUGGAGGAGGAGGAUGACUCGGAUGAAGACAACAUGUAAAUUCAGCACUGGACCCCCCCCCCCCCACAUACA
Messenger RNA from Labrus bergylta (ballan wrasse), 886 nucleotides. It is a transcript of the gene psma3, whose product is annotated as proteasome 20S subunit alpha 3. Gene Ontology annotation, biological process: proteasomal protein catabolic process; ubiquitin-dependent protein catabolic process. Gene Ontology annotation, cellular component: proteasome core complex, alpha-subunit complex; nucleus; proteasome core complex. Lineage: Eukaryota; Metazoa; Chordata; Actinopteri; Labriformes; Labridae. The record is from RefSeq and is a predicted model, not a curated record.